Molecule: messenger RNA, 3458 nt
Organism: Nilaparvata lugens (brown planthopper)
Lineage: Eukaryota; Metazoa; Arthropoda; Insecta; Hemiptera; Delphacidae
Gene: Fsn
Product: F-box/SPRY domain-containing protein 1
Exons: 3
Coding region: 37-792 (251 amino acids)
Biological process (GO): synapse assembly involved in innervation; proteasome-mediated ubiquitin-dependent protein catabolic process
Cellular component (GO): synapse; SCF ubiquitin ligase complex
Molecular function (GO): protein binding
Source: RefSeq, a predicted model, not a curated record
UAGUUUGAACAAGUGGUAAACCGGCAAAAUGGUAGAAUGGCUGCGACAUUGACUGAUAAUGUUUUAGAAGUUAUAUUUUCAUAUUUAGAUUUGCAUGAUCUUAGGAAUUGUUCACUUGUGUGUAAACGGUGGUAUGUGUUUCUGAUUGAUGAAAAUAAUGAUGUGUGGCGGUUACAUUGUAUAAGAAAACUGGCUGAAGAAGCGUUGAAAUCAGACUUGCUCUCAUCUGUACCAACCUAUAAAGCAAAACUCAAAGCAUUUUAUCAUGCUUGGAAUCCAAACGAUUGUUCCAGGAAUGUGUAUAUUAAACCUAAUGGUUUUACUCUCCACAGAAAUCCUGUAGCUCAAAGUACUGACGCCUCCAGAGGCAAAAUAGGGUUUAGACAUGGACGACAUGCUUGGGAGGUGAUAUGGGAGGGACCUUUAGGAACUGUGGCAGUGAUAGGGAUAUCUACAAAAGAAGCGCUACUCCAGUGUCAUGGAUAUGUUGCCUUAUUAGGAUCUGAUGAUCAAAGUUGGGGCUGGAAUCUAGUUGACAAUCACCUUUUACAUAAUGGGGACUCAAGAGGAAACUAUCCGUUGUUGAACAAUGCACCCAAGUACCAGGUUGGAGAAAGAAUCCGUGUGAUUUUAGACUGUGAUGACAAUACCUUAUCAUUUGAGAAGAAUUAUGAGUUUCUAGGAGUAGCUUUCAGAGGAUUACCGGAUAAACGGCUGUACCCUGCUGUCUCAGCAGUCUAUGGAAAUACAGAAGUGUCGAUGGUUUACCUUGGGCCUCCUUUAGAUGGCUAACAUCAAAUACUUCUAGUCAAAAAUUGUGGGUGUUCAUCACAAAACAGUUCGGUCAAGCUUCCCAGCUCGUGUGUGAGUGAGGUGUCUUUAAUUAGAUUUGUCAUUAAGCAGAUUUAUCGUGUCCAUUCACUCGAAAAGUUUUAAUAAGUUAAUUUUUGCAAGUACAGUAAUAUUCUGUAUUCCAAACUACAACAUUUAUUCCAUCAACUUUAAAACCAAUAUCUGGAUCAUUCCUUUACAAAAAUCAUCAAUCAUAUCAUCUAAUUGAUUUUACAAUAAGUUUUGAAUGGUGCAUACUAUAAAGGGGUUUCCUUUCCAAUGACUUCAAUUAUGUAGUGUUGGGGUAACCCAUUGUUGAACAUGAUAAUUGUAAAUAAUACAAUGUAUAAAAAACAUAAUUAUUGUAAAUAUUGAAAUUUUAUAACAUAACUUACAUUCUAAUAAUAUAUUUUUAUAGUGUAAAUAAGUAUUUCUGUAGAUAGAAUUGUACAUUUUUCUUUAUUAUGAGCCACUUGAAAAUUGAGUAAUCACUUCCAAAUGUAUCUGUAGACAAUGUAUCUGUCAGGUACGGUACUUAAAUAUACGCGUAUUUAUUCAGAUUGAAUUGUUUACAUUUUAAAUACAUGUAUUACAUUGACCAUUGAUAAACCAAAUUUUAUUGUAAGUUUAUUUAAGUUAAAAUAAAGUUAUCUUGUUCUAGUCUUUUUCAAGUUUGUUAUGAACCGUAUUCGGUUGUUAUCAGCUCUAAACUAUUUAUCAAGACUGAUAGCAAAAUAUUAUUAAAUGCAAAAUAGUGUAAAACUAGUUGAUUAUUAUACCUAGUAUGAAGUGUGUGAAUCCCCACUUAUAGAAAAGGCUAAUUAGCUGAAAGCACUUGCAAUUUAAGUAUAAUUAUUUAUUUAGAUCUAGAGCGAACUCAGUCCUUGGAUUUUAUUCUUUGUAAGAUCUAAAUCGACUAAGAACAUCAUUUUUCAUCAAUGAAUUGGUAAUUCUAUCAAUGAUGUUAGCUCUUUACACCCAAUAUUCUUCCUACCAUUUAUAGAGAAUAAUUUCAGUUUAUUACGAACCGUAUUCCACCAUGCUGUGUCGGUAUGUCAUUAUAUAAUUAUUAUUAUUUUAGUUGGAAUGGUCGGCAGUAAAAUGAAGCUGAUUCAAUAAAUGACUGGUCCUUGCAUGCAAGGAGAAUAGAAAAUAUGGAAAUGUACACUAACGUUUCAAUUGUCUCCACGCAUUAAAUUUGGCUAAAGUAAGAUGGCUGUCAAUCACUAUAAUUCGACCUAUUAUUAUUCUAUAAUUAAGCUCUAUUUUGUCGGCCAAGUCUGCUAUUACUGCGGUAGUUUCAAAUUCAGUCCUUAGUCUAUAUUAUUUAUUGAUAGGAUUUCCAUCGAUUUCUAUCAAUACCUGCAUACCAUAAGAUGUCUUAAGUUGCAUUAAUUAAUCUCAAUCACAAUAGUCGAGCUGAUUUGAUGAAUGUUGACUUCCUACUGUCAAACUUUAGGCACACAUUCUAUACUCCAUUCUAUACUCCUUAGGUCUUGGUUAUUCUUUAAGAAGAAAUUCUUUUUCACUUGUAUUCGCGACUAUUGAUGUAUUGAAUUAUUAUUUCCAUUACAAAGUGUUGAGUAAAUUUUCAAUAAGCCAAUUUUAUGAAAUAUGGGACUUCAAUAUGGCAUUUGUGCAAUUAAUUAUACUGUCGCAGAAGUUAUUUCAAAAAAUAAAACUGGCAAGAACUCAUAUAAACUUCGAUAAGCUCCAUUUUCUUGAAAACAAACAAUCGCCCAUAAACGUUUUAAUUUUACUGUCUAGUUUCCAGUCCAGCAAUCUUUUUCUUCAUAUUUUCUUCCUCAUUUUCUUAUUGAACAUACCAUCUCUUCUGCGUUCUACCAUCUACCCUUCCUCCUUCUAGCUUCUAGCUUAUUUACCUUCUAGCUUAUUACUUUUUCUGGUAAACAUUACACAAUGAUCUCCUCCAAGCAAUCAUCUAUCUUAUUGAUUUCAGAAUAAAUAGAACAAUCUUCCUUUCCGCUAUUCGAAAUAUUCUGCAAUUUUUUUUAGCGAUUUUCUACAUUUCAUAUCAUUGUUUCAAUAAUAAAUGGUAAAAUAUGCUCGGUUUUGUGCUUAUAUUUUUUAAAUGAGUCAUUUUCACAGCUAAUUCUAACGAAUGUAUCUGAGAUAUUCUGCUACAAUAUUAAUAUGUUCAAUAACUAUUCAUAUUUGAGGUGCACGCCUUGAUUUUCAUGGAGAUGUGUUCAGUUCAAUCCUUCCGCCUUUAUUUGCAAUGAUGACCUAAAAUGGCUUUGUGUGUGGAUCAUGUGAAAGUAUUAUAUUGGCUCAACGUCGCCCUCAACAAAGUCUAUCUGCAUCAACCCAAUAUAGUUUUGAAAAAUCUCAAAAUCUCACUGCACAGCAUGGAAGCUCUUGUUAAACUCUGCUAGUAAUAAUGUAUUAAACAAUUUCAGUUCUAUGAGAAGAGAACCUUGUAAAUGUCAUGCAUUGAAACAUUUUUGUUAUUGAUUUGUUUGUAAAGUGUGUGAGAAGCUUUUGUGAAACUAAUAAUUGCUUGAAAACCUAUUCAAAAAAGAAAAUGAAUAGUUUUAUUUAUCAUUGAAAAGUCUUUCUUGAAAUGUUGUGUAUUUGGAAAUAAAUUGAUCUCAUUAGGUCUGAAA